This is a messenger RNA of Daphnia magna, 1494 nucleotides long. RefSeq lists its product as uncharacterized. The transcript is spliced from 2 exons. Lineage: Eukaryota; Metazoa; Arthropoda; Branchiopoda; Diplostraca; Daphniidae. The record is from RefSeq and is a predicted model, not a curated record. The coding region runs from base 23 to 1159 and encodes 378 amino acids.
AUUGUUUCUCUCAAUACAGGGUAUGGUGGAUACUAUUUCUGAAUUGAAAAACACACAAAAGAAAGCCAAAAAAAAGAAGAAGGUGUCUCACAGUGAUCUUACAGUCGAGGAGUUUACAAAAAUGAUGGAUGAAUUCAUGGAUAAUGGCACACCAGCUGGCAUUUUGACAGUUCUACCACAUUACAGCAUGAACUUCAUUCCUCUUGAGCUGAGAGUAACUCUUCCAGAACCUAUGUCUUCAUUAUUUUCUUUGGAGCUUAAAGGAAAACCUUUGAAUGUGCUGCUAUUGGAGUCUGAACGAAAUUUUCACAAAUAUUCUGUUUCAGAAGAACAAGUUUCAUCCAUCGAACAAUUAACUAGAAAACAGAGUAAAAGUGAAAAUUGGAACAAAUAUCGUCGUGCCCGAGUAACAGCAAGUAUGGUGAAAUCUGUUGUGUCCACAAAAAUUGAUAAUCCAGCCAAAACCACUGUGAUGAAGAGCUACUACCCGAUGAUAAACACAUUCACAACUGAAGCUACCAAAUGGGGAGUGCAAAAUGAAAAGAAAGCACUGAAGAGUUGGAAGAAACUAAUGGAACAACGAUCGUGGCACACUGGAUUUACCAUAUCGGACGCUGGCCUCACAAUAUCGACAGAUUUCCCAUUUCUGGCUGCAUCACCAGACGCUCAUUUCAAUUGUCCUUGCCAUGGAAAAGCGGUUGUUGAAGUAAAGUGCCCCUUUAAACACGCAAAUUCUGUCAUAAGAGACGCCGCAUUGCAAGAUCUUGAGUUUUGUCUUUCAUUAAACCAAAAUGGCCAACUCUAUAUGAAAAGGAAUCAUGCAUAUUAUCACCAGGUGCAGUUUCAAAUGCUUGUGUGCAGAGUUAAUAUUUGUUUUUUUAUUGUCUACACUAAGGUGGAUCUAGUCGCGGUACGAAUUCGUUAUGAUGAAAAAUUUUGUGAUAGCAUUCUACCGAAGUGUAAAUUAUUUGCUCUCAAUGUGUUAAUGCCGGAAUUGAUAGGGAAAUACUUUACGGGGACUCGCUACAAACAACAGCCUGUGGUUACACAGAUACCGGUUCAAUCUGAAAAAAACCUUAACUGUUGUGCAUCCCUUGAAGGACAUAACCCGUGGUCAAAAUGUUUCCAAACAAAAUGUGCUCUCGGAACCACAAAAUAACAAACUGUCUAAGUCAAUUGUGAAUUCAAAUGCAGUCAUUCCAAAUGAUCUCAACCAAGUUAAUCAUAUUCCAAUCCACGAUAGCGAGGCCAAUAACUCAUCCAUGUAUAGUCCUUGUUUCUGUAAUGUUGUUAGGUUGAACGAAGAUAUGAUUAUUUGCAAUAACAUAUCAUGUCGUGUGCGUGAAUAUCACAAAUGUUGUCUACUUAAAUUAGGGAAGAAAAGGUUUUGUGAGAACUGGAAAUGUGAUACGUGUAAAAAAGCUGCAAAGAAAUCUGUUGUCAAGAAACCGUUGAGGAAAAUCAAUUGAUUGUAUUGAAAGAAACGUGGAAAUU